UUAAUCUACACAAGCUUCCAAAUAAGAUUAUUAACUGCUCAAACAGUAAAAAACCAAAUAUUUAUAUAGAAAUUUGUCUUAAAAUUAUUGAAAAAAUGAUAAAAUUACUUUGGAAAAACUUUUUCCAGUUUUACACUAAACAACAGAUGCAAUUGAUGUAUUCGACCGCAGCUAAGGAGCCUGUUGUGAAAGGGACCAUUGCCAAAAAAAUACCAACCUUUGUUAAGUUACAAAAGGACAAAACUUAUUCCUGGUGUUCUUGUGGUUUAAGUAAGAAACAGCCAUUCUGUGAUGGUUCACAUAAGAAUGACCCUAAACAGCUGAAGCCUAUUCGCUUCACAGUGGAAAAAGAUGGAAAAUACCUGUUGUGUCGAUGCAAGCAGACAAAUAAUCGACCUUAUUGUGACUUAAGUCAUGUUAAAACCUUUAUUCCUGAAAGUAUCAGAAAAAUGAUGAACAUUAAAUUGUAAGUGGCAGCAGUUGCUUUAGUUUAUGAAACUUUGUAAUUUUGUUGAAAUUCAUGUAAAAAUCUACUAAGUUUGUUGUUAGAAAAUAAAAUUUCUAGAUAUU
This is a messenger RNA of Parasteatoda tepidariorum (common house spider), 570 nucleotides long. RefSeq lists its product as uncharacterized. The record is from RefSeq and is a predicted model, not a curated record. Gene Ontology annotation, cellular component: mitochondrion. Gene Ontology annotation, molecular function: 2 iron, 2 sulfur cluster binding. NCBI's taxonomy places the organism in Eukaryota, Metazoa, Arthropoda, Arachnida, Araneae, Theridiidae.